Messenger RNA from Schistocerca serialis cubense, 1107 nucleotides. RefSeq names its product ATPase family AAA domain-containing protein 2-like. Gene Ontology annotation, molecular function: chromatin binding; histone binding; ATP hydrolysis activity. The transcript is spliced from 6 exons. Lineage: Eukaryota; Metazoa; Arthropoda; Insecta; Orthoptera; Acrididae. Gene Ontology annotation, biological process: positive regulation of transcription by RNA polymerase II. Gene Ontology annotation, cellular component: nucleus. The record is from RefSeq and is a predicted model, not a curated record. Bases 1 to 1107 code for a protein of 368 amino acids.
AUGGACAAUGUUAAUUUUAACUCUAUUGGAGGAUUAGAGGAAAAUAUACAGUACUUGAAGGAUGCCAUCUUGCUCCCCUGGAGGAACCAAAAUAUAUUUAAAAGAUUUCAUGUUAAACCUCCACGAGGAGUUUUGUUCCAUGGUCCGCCAGGAACAGGAAAGACUCUGACUGCAGCAGCUUUAGCCAAUGAAUGCAAAAGAAAUAGGAAGAAGGUGUCCUUUUUUCAUCAGAAUGGAGCAGAGUGCCUCACCAUGUGGCUUGGUGAAUCUGAGAGAAAAAUAAGGGAGCUGUUCAAAAAUGCAUAUCUUAACAGACCAGCUAUAAUAUUUUUUGAUGAAUUAGAUGCUGUGGCACCCAUACGAUCUAAGCGACAGGACCAUGUCCAUGCUAGUGUGGUUUCAACUUUGCUGACAUUAAUGGAUGGUCUGAAGUCCCCCCAAGAUGUUGUUGUGAUUGGAGCAACAAACAGACUUGAUGAGAUUGAUCCAGCUCUCAGGCGACCUGGGAGAUUUGAUAAAGAACUUUUCUUCCCCCCUCCUGACUUAGAGGCUAGAAGAACAAUUUUAAACAUCCACACAAGACACUGGCACACUGAUACUAGCACCGAGUUUAUGGAUCACCUAGCCGAGAAUACAGCUGGAUACUGUGGUGCUGAUCUAGAGGCACUUUGCACAGAAGCUCUUAUGUGUGCAAUGAAACGCAGCAUCUCUUCAGAGCAAAGUACAGCAAAAAGUUUAAUGGUUCAUGAAGAUGAUUUCAUUGCAGCCAAAUCAAAAUUUGUGCCCGCUUAUCUUCGGUCAUCCAUUUCACCAGCUUGUUCAUUGUCAGAAGUAAUUUGCCCAUUACUACAGAAAAGAGUUGAAAGUCUCAUGCAGCAACUGGAGAAGAACUAUUCAUUCAAAUUCGUAUUUCCAAAGCAGAGUUUCUUCCCAUUUAUUACUAUUGUCAGAAAUUUAUUAUUAUUCCUUUGUCCUUAUGUGCUACAAAAUUUUGAUUCUAAUUCUUUCUCAGCGUCUUGUGUGUGUGUAUCGGCCAGGAUAGAGAAUAACUUUCAGUUCAUUUUUUACUUUUGUAAUGCUUUAAAUUUUAAAGAAAAUUUAUUUUAA